ACGAAACCAAAUCCAAUUCUCUCUCUCUCUCUCUCUCUCUCUCUCUCUCUCCUAGAAGGUUAACCCUAACCCCAAAUCUCCUUGACAUGACUUGAGCUAAGAGCCCAGUACGUCUAAGCUCCAUUACUGGUCGAAUCAAAAAAAUUAGAAUUAAAAAUAGAAAGGCAGAAAACGAUGCCGUCUCAUGGUGACCUGGACCGGCAGAUCGAGCACCUGAUGCAGUGUAAGCCACUGACGGAAGCGGAAGUGAAGGCACUGUGCGAGCAAGCAAGAGCGAUCCUGGUGGAGGAAUGGAACGUGCAGCCCGUCAAAUGCCCCGUCACUGUCUGCGGUGAUAUUCACGGCCAGUUCCAUGAUCUUGUCGAGCUCUUUCGCAUCGGUGGAAACGCCCCCGACACUAACUAUCUUUUCAUGGGCGACUAUGUCGAUCGAGGAUAUUACUCAGUGGAAACUGUGACUCUUUUAGUAGCUCUGAAAGUUCGAUAUAGAGAUAGGAUUACAAUUCUAAGAGGAAAUCAUGAGAGUCGUCAAAUAACUCAAGUGUAUGGGUUUUAUGAUGAAUGCUUAAGAAAAUAUGGAAAUGCCAAUGUCUGGAAAUAUUUCACUGACCUCUUUGAUUAUCUGCCACUUACAGCCCUAAUUGAGAGUCAGAUCUUUUGCUUGCAUGGUGGUCUUUCUCCAUCUUUAGAUACAUUGGAUAAUAUCCGCUCCUUGGACCGAAUGCAAGAGGUUCCUCAUGAAGGUCCAAUGUGUGAUCUCUUAUGGUCUGAUCCAGAUGAUCGUUGUGGUUGGGGAAUUUCUCCACGAGGAGCUGGAUACACUUUUGGACAAGAUAUAUCUCAACAGUUCAACCACACUAAUGGGCUUACUCUCAUUUCUAGAGCUCACCAGCUUGUCAUGGAAGGAUACAAUUGGUCCCAGGACAAGAAUGUGGUUACUGUUUUCAGUGCACCAAACUACUGCUAUCGGUGUGGGAAUAUGGCUGCAAUACUUGAGAUUGGGGAUAAUAUGGAGCAGAAUUUCCUUCAAUUUGAUCCAGCACCACGUCAGGUUGAACCUGACACCACACGCAGAACUCCUGACUAUUUUUUGUAAUUGUCACAGCAUGCCCUCAGCGGGCAAUUUUUCAAAUUCUCUGUCAUGGUUUUGUAGAGGAAUCUUAUAGAAUAGGGGAUUUUUGGAGUUUACCUGAUAAAGGGACAAAAAGAAACAUUGUCAUUGUCAUUCUUUUGGUUGGAAUUGUUCUACUGGUUCUGCAUUUAUGUGAAUUUAUAGGUUACUUUGUAGUUGGUUUUUGUCUUGUAUUUUAGAAAGUGAAGGAACAGCAAUAACAAGGUAUUCUUAUGCGAUUGCACACUCAAA
Hevea brasiliensis (rubber tree) is the source of this 1362-nucleotide messenger RNA. Its product is annotated as serine/threonine-protein phosphatase PP2A catalytic subunit-like. The transcript is spliced from 6 exons. Gene Ontology annotation, molecular function: protein serine/threonine phosphatase activity. Gene Ontology annotation, biological process: mitotic cell cycle; peptidyl-serine dephosphorylation. NCBI's taxonomy places the organism in Eukaryota, Viridiplantae, Streptophyta, Magnoliopsida, Malpighiales, Euphorbiaceae. Bases 175 to 1095 code for a protein of 306 amino acids. Gene Ontology annotation, cellular component: cytosol. The record is from RefSeq and is a predicted model, not a curated record.